AUGGUUCGCACUUCCGUUCUCCACGACGCCCUCAACUCCAUCAACAAUGCCGAGAAGGCCGGCAAGCGUCAGGUCCUGAUCCGACCUAGCUCCAAGGUCAUUGUCAAAUUCCUCCAGGUCAUGCAGCGCCACGGUUACAUCUCCGAGUUCGAGGAAGUUGACGAUCAUCGCUCUGGCAAGAUUGUCGUUCAGCUGAACGGCCGUCUCAACAAGACCGGUGUCAUCUCCCCCCGAUACAACGUCCGUCUGGCCGAUCUCGAGAAGUGGGUCGUCAAGCUGCUGCCCGCUCGUCAGUUCGGUUACGUUAUCCUCACCACCUCUGCUGGUAUCAUGGACCACGAGGAGGCCCGUCGCAAGCACGUUGCUGGCAAGAUCAUUGGUUUCUUCUACUAA
Pochonia chlamydosporia 170 is the source of this 393-nucleotide messenger RNA. Its product is annotated as ribosomal protein S22, S8 family. Lineage: Eukaryota; Fungi; Ascomycota; Sordariomycetes; Hypocreales; Clavicipitaceae. The coding region runs from base 1 to 393 and encodes 130 amino acids. The record is from RefSeq and is a predicted model, not a curated record. Gene Ontology annotation, cellular component: ribosome; cytosolic small ribosomal subunit. The transcript has 2 exons. Gene Ontology annotation, biological process: translation. Gene Ontology annotation, molecular function: structural constituent of ribosome.